This is a messenger RNA of Aspergillus caelatus, 2068 nucleotides long. RefSeq names its product adaptor protein NBP2. The record is from RefSeq and is a predicted model, not a curated record. Gene Ontology annotation, molecular function: protein binding. The coding region runs from base 1 to 1995 and encodes 664 amino acids. The transcript has 2 exons. NCBI's taxonomy places the organism in Eukaryota, Fungi, Ascomycota, Eurotiomycetes, Eurotiales, Aspergillaceae.
AUGACCACAACUAUGACUUCUACGGCAUCGCCACCAUCGCAGCAGGAUGACUCUGCGUCCAAUUUAGCGGUCUUGCCUCCCAUCGUUACGGACGCCACUGUCAAGCGACCCAUUCGUCAGCGAUCAUCCUCGUAUGCGAAAGACCGUCUUUCCACACUUUCCAACGUUUCCCUAGCCUCUCAAAACCGGUCGCGUCCCGGUUCACAUGUUUUUCCGGUCUUCCAUUCUAGCUUGCCGUAUGCACUAGUGCGAGAUUUCGCAUACCCAUCAAUCCAUCCUCUACACUACGGUCCAUUGCCACCACGUGCGUCUGGGGUGUCAACCCCGGUGAGUGAGCAGCGGCGCCUGUCCGACCCUCCGGCUCCGUGGGAUAGCUCGCGGGGACAGUGGUCAACUGGGCCAUGGAGCACCGACCACAGCUACGGACACCAACAACUCCCUGCUAUGUCGUUCGGUGACGGUCCACCAUAUAGCGAGGAUGAAGACCUCCAUAGUCCGGUAUUUUCUGCACCUCGCCACCGGAAGAACAAGUCUACGGGCACGGACCUGAAUAGUGGGCGAAAAAGGAGCCCUAGUCGCCAAGAGGCCACAGACUAUUUGGGAGAUACUGAUCGCGGGAUGUAUGUCAGCACAAACGCGGAUGGUAGCGAAACAUACUAUGUGAACGACGAAGAUGAAAUAGAUGACGGCCCUGGUGGCGAGUACGUCACAUACCCGGUAAAUGAGAGCCGAUACUCAUAUGCGGGGACAUAUGGGAACUAUCCGGACUAUGGCCCUGACGUGGAAUACGAAUCGGAGGAUGGGUAUGCUGGUGAUCGGUACAAUGGCGACUUCCAGUUUGCCGUAGGAUGUCCGGAUGAAGAAAUGCACGGAAAAGCGGUUGCACUUUUCGACUUCACUAGGGAACACGAAAACGAGCUUCCCCUGACAGAGGGCCAAGUAAUCUUCGUCUCUUAUAGGCAUGGCCAAGGUUGGCUUGUUGCGGAGGACCCGCGGACCGGGGAAAGUGGCUUGGUGCCGGAAGAAUUCGUUCGGCUGCUCCGGGACAUUGAAGGGGGACUGACAUCGUUGAACGGUGAUCCGGACUCUGAAUUAUUGGACGGCGCUCAUUCUAACCACGAUUCGACCGAAUACCACCAGGUGAUAGCACCAACUCAGGAUGACCACCCGAGCUAUGUCGCUAAUGGCGAGAAGAAGGAUGACAAUGAGCAAGGGGUUGAUACAACACAGAAAAUAAAAAGACAAAAAAAGGUAUAUACACACACACACACACACACACACACACACACACACACACAGAGCCAACGCACUCCAUCCCCACCUCCAAACACCAUCUCAAUUCAUCCACCAGAACCCCGAACAACAGACGCUCCAUCCAACUCAGCAACAACCGUCCUCUGCCCCUCCAACUCCGACACACCAGCCCCCUUCUCACCACCAACCCCGACCAUCCCCCGUCCACUUGCCCCUUCCAUCUCAUGCAAUGCCGCGGCACCCUGUGCAUCCAUCUCCUGCCUCAUACUUCCCUCAAGCAUCGGCACAUCCUUCCCCACCCCCUCCUCCACCACCACCGGCUUAUCCGCCCCCGAAACAGGUCCCUGGACAUCCGGACCCUCCUGUGGAAGAUCCCCCUGUCCCUUCCGCCUCCGAAAGAAAAGAAACAACGCAAUAACCCCGAGGAGGAACACCGCGCCAACAACACCACCGACUAUCCCUCCUAUCUGGGAUCCCGAGAGGCCUUGUUUUGGUUGCGUAGCUGGCGCUGGCGCUGACGUGGUCGGCGACGUAGACGGUGUUGAGGAAGUGGAAGUGGAGUUUGACGUUGAUGUUGGCGAGGUAGAUGUAGAUGUAGAGGAAGCCGUCGAGGUCCCGUUCGUCAUGUUCUCAUAUGCCACACAGCAUUGGAUGGAGCUUAUCCCCGGACAUGGCCAGGCGGGCUAUCGUCCUCGUCAGUCUCUGUUUGCUAAGCACUACAUGGUCGAUAGAGGGGAGUAAUGCAUGUAUAUAUAUAUAGAGAGAGAGAGAGAGAGAGAGAGAGUAUAAAGGGGAGAUAUACAGCUGAUCCGGC